CCUGACUCUUCAGAUUUAUGAGGAAUCCAAGAUGAAUUUGGAGCAGGAGAGGCCGUUCGUCUGCAGUGCCCCAGGUUGCUCCCAGCGCUUCCCGACAGAAGAUCAUCUUAUGAUUCAUAGGCACAAGCAUGAAAUGACUUUGAAGUUCCCCUCAAUAAAAACAGACAAUAUGAUAUCAGAUCAGACUCCAACCCCAACACGAUUUCUGAAGAACUGUGAGGAGGUGGGUCUCUUUACCGAGCUGGACUGCUCCCUGGAACACGAGUUCAGAAAGGCUCAGGAGGAAGAGACCAGUAAGCGGAAUAUCUCAAUGCAUAACACAGUUGGUGGGGCCAUGGUGGGGCCUGGAGCUCACCAGCUUGGCAGCACCCGGAUGACCAACCAUGACACCAGCGUUGUGAUUCAGCAAGCCAUGCCAUCACCCCAAUCCAGCUCUGUAAUCACCCAGGCGCCCUCCACCAACCGCCAGAUUGGGCCUGUCCCAGGCUCUCUUUCUUCUCUGCUCCAUCUCCAUAGCCGACACAGACAGCCUAUGCCAGCCUCCAUGCCUGGGACCCUGCCCAACCCCACUAUGCCGGGAUCUUCUGCCGUCUUGAUGCCAAUGGAGAGACAAAUGUCAGUGAACUCCAGCCUUCUGGGAAUGCAGGGCCCGAAUCUCAGCAACCCCUGUGCUUCUCCUCAAGUCCAGCCAAUGCACUCAGAAACCAAAAUGAGGUUGAAGGCUGCGUUGACUCACCAUCCUGCUGCCAUGUCCAAUGGGAACAUGAACACCAUGAGCCAUAUGAUGGAUAUGAUGGGCUCUCGACAGGACCAGACACCGCACCAUCACAUGCACUCGCACCCGCAUCAGCACCAGGCACUGCCAGCCCAUCACCCCUAUCAGCACCAGCACCCUGCACACCAUCCGCAUCCCCAACCCCAUCACCAGCAGAACCACCCACAUCACCACUCCCACUCCCACCUCCAUACACACCCAGCACAUCACCAAACCUCGACACACCCACCCCUGCACUCCAGCAACCAAGCACAGGUUUCACCAGCCACACAACAGAUGCAGCCAACCCAGACAAUACAACCCCCCCAGCCUACAGGGGGGCGGCGAAGAAGGGUGGUGGAUGAGGAUCCUGAUGAGAGGCGGAGGAAAUUUCUGGAGCGGAACCGGGCAGCUGCCACUCGCUGCAGACAGAAGAGGAAGGUCUGGGUGAUGUCACUGGAAAAGAAAGCAGAAGAACUCACCCAGACAAACAUGCAACUUCAGAAUGAAGUAUCUAUGUUGAAAAACGAGGUGGCACAGCUGAAACAGUUGUUGUUGACACAUAAAGACUGUCCGAUAACAGCCAUGCAGAAAGAAUCACAAGGCUAUUUAAGUCCAGAGAGUAGUCCUCCUGCCAGCCCUGUCCCUGCUUGCUCUCAGCAGCAAGUUAUCCAGCAUAACACCAUCACUACUUCCUCUGCAGUCAGCGAGGUGGUAGGAAGUUCCACACUAAGCCAGCUCUCCACCCACAGAACAGACCUGAAUUCGAUUCUUUAAACCCAGGGCUCAGACCUUGCCUCCAAGAAGAGCUGCGUCCUUUCUUUUAAGGGCAUUUUUAGAAUUAACUCAGACCUGGAAGACAUCUCCAACCCUUCAAAGACUGGCUUUCAACUUUAUAGUCAUGAUGGAAAUGCCUUUUAUACUUAGUUCUCUAAGCAAAAAAGGGAAAAAAUGGGGGGAGUUAUGCAAUUGAUAUCUAUCAGCUUGGGAAAUGCUUUGGUGCUUUUCUCUAAUUUUCUGGUACCAGUGACUUGUUUAUAAAUGGAACUCUUUCUGUAUAUAGCCCUGGUUUUAUUCUUAUCAGUUCAACCCUUUGCCUGUAACACUGAAUCUUGUUUUCAAACAACAAACAAUAAUAAAACAAAACACAGCUUUUUGCCAAAA
Messenger RNA from Suncus etruscus (white-toothed pygmy shrew), 1918 nucleotides. It is a transcript of the gene CREB5, whose product is annotated as cAMP responsive element binding protein 5. Gene Ontology annotation, biological process: regulation of transcription by RNA polymerase II. The record is from RefSeq and is a predicted model, not a curated record. The transcript is spliced from 10 exons. Bases 32 to 1531 code for a protein of 499 amino acids. NCBI's taxonomy places the organism in Eukaryota, Metazoa, Chordata, Mammalia, Eulipotyphla, Soricidae. Gene Ontology annotation, molecular function: DNA-binding transcription factor activity, RNA polymerase II-specific; cAMP response element binding.